CCACGAUUCGAUUCCUUGAACCUCGAUGGCCGGCCGUUUCACGAAAAAGAAUCUUUAGAAGCAGCCAGCUUCAGCCAGCUCGUUCGACGUCAAAAUCCGAUGGUUGAUCGAUUUUUUUUACGGCUGGCCAUCAUCCAAUAAGUUCGGUGGCUGUCGAGGACGACGCUCGCUCCACGAGCGGUCCACUAUAUUUAAAUAUAGUCGAAGAUCGUCGUAGAGAGGAUGGACGAGCGGCUAGUCUUAUGUGCGAGCCGCUGAUAGCAGCCCGCUCCUCUCGGUGGAGCAGCAGCAGCAGCAGCAGGGGCGGUAGAGUGACAAGCAAAGUGAUCGAGAGGUGAGCUCGAGCAGAACGAAGAGGAGUGGUGUCGAUCCCUGAGUGGGCUGUGAACAGGCCAGUCUCGUUUCAAGUGUACAACCCGGGCAAAAAUCUUCAGCCGAAGGGGGCUGAAAACGUCGGCCCGUUGCCGCAACGGGCUUCCUCUCUGCGCCGUUCGCCAACUGUCCGAGAGAUAUGACGUCCGGUUGUUUCUCUCCUCCGCCGAUUCGACCACCGAUCGACCUCAACGAUCAAUCCGACACAGUCAAGGUGGAAUGUCUUCUUGGGCACCGACUUGAUCAAAGUGUCGAGGUUUUACAAGGAUAGCAAGGAGGGAAAGUUCGUGAGCUUCUUGUACGAGGACACGAGGACUCUGUACGACGGUUUCCGUAAAGGCGCCAAGGAGUCUAACAACGGUCCUUGUCUUGGCUGGCGGGAUGGACCAAACAAACCAUAUCAAUGGCUACAUUACAACGAGACCCUGCUCAGGGCGAAGAAUUUCGGCUCUGGCCUAGUGUCUCUGGGGCUGAUGCCAGGAUCGCACACGCUCAUCGGUCUCUACAGUCAGAACUGUCCAGAAUGGAUCCUCACGGAGCAGGCUUGUUACACGUACUCUUUGGUAGUAGUACCUUUAUACGACACAUUGGGCCCUGACGCGUGCGCCUUCAUCAUUAAUCAAGCCGAGAUCAAUUUGGUCGUGGUCGAGAACGAUACCAAGUGCAAUUUGCUUCUCGACAAAGCGCCAAGAUGCCUACGAAAAUUGGUGGUGAUAAAGGAGACGAGGCAGACGACGAACCAGAGGGCGAAGAACCGCGGCGUCGAGCUGCUCAAGUUCGACGACGUUGAGCGGCUGGGCGCCCAGAAGAAUCACCCGGAAGUUCCCCCCAAAUCGACCGAUCUGUGCACCAUAUCGUACACGUCUGGGACCACGGGUAACCCGAAAGGGGUGAUGUUGACACACCAAAACGUGAUAGCGGGCAUAAGCGCGGUUCUCGUUCAAUUGGGCGAGCACAAGCCCUCGUACAAGGACACGAUGAUCAGCUUCCUGCCACUGGCGCACAUGUUGGAACGUUGCUGCGAGAAUGGAAUGUACAUGGUGGGCGGCUCCGUAGGAUUUUACAGCGGCGAUAUCAAAAGGUUGUCCGAAGAUAUGAAAGCCUUGAGGCCUACUGUGAUGCCCGCUGUGCCCAGGCUGUUGAAUCGAAUGUACGACAAGAUCCAAACUGAACUUCAAAACUCAUGCUUGAAAAAGCUGGUAUUCAGCCUGGGGAUGCGGGCGAAGGAAGCGGAAAUCAAGAAGGGGAUAAUCAGGAACAACAGCAUAUGGGAUAAACUGGUCUUCAGCAAGAUCAAGGAGUCAACGGGAGGGAGGGUGAGGCUGAUGGUCGUUGGUUCCGCACCUUUGGCGGGAAACGUUCUCACAUUCACGAGAUGCGCACUUGGUUGUUUGAUCGUCGAAGGAUACGGCCAGACUGAGUGCUGUGCACCGAUCACUCUUACCGUUCAGGGUGAUCAUGUACCGGAACACGUAGGACCACCGGUCCCCUGUUGUUGCAUCAAAUUGGUAGACGUUCCGGAAAUGGAAUACUAUGCGAAGAAGAACCAAGGCGAGGUAUGCGUAAAAGGCACCAACGUGUUCGUGGGCUACUUUAAAGAUCCGGAAAGAACAGCUCAAGCUAUCGAUGAAUACGGUUGGCAUCAUACCGGUGACGUUGGCAUGUGGCUACCUAAUGGAACGCUUAAAAUAAUCGAUCGAAGGAAACACACCUUCAAGCUUUCGCAAGGAGAGUACAUAGUUCCGGAGAAAAUUGAGAAUAUUUAUUUACGCAGUCAAUACGUUCAUCAAGUGUUCGUCCACGGGGAAUCCCUAAAAUCGUGCGUUGUAGGAAUAGUAAUACCAGACGUAGAUGUGGUGAAAUGUUGGGCAGUGGAGAACGGUAUACCAGGAACGUUGAGCGUAUUAUGUGCUAAUCCGCAAGUCAAACAAUUGAUCAUGGACGAUAUGCUUUCAUGGGGAAAAGAAGCCGGUCUCAAAUCUUUCGAACAGGUGAAAGAUAUUUAUUUACAUCCAGAUCCGUUCUCUAUACAAAAUGGUCUGCUUACACCGUCAUUGAAAAUGAAACGACCUCAGUUAAAAGAUUACUUCAAGCCACAGAUAGAAGAUCUCUAUCGACAUUUGGACUGAUCAGACUGAGCAUCGAUUUUGAUUCUGUUUUCAUUAGAAUCGGAUACAAAAACGCGAAGAAGAAUCGAGGCGUGUUUGCGUCGCAUUUACACAAAGAAAUCAUCGAAUAUUUAUUUACUCCGCGAUAUUUUUAUUAUAUCAUUUUCUUUUUCAUGAUUACAUAUAUAUAUAUAUAGCGACGCAAGAAAGAAUAAAAAAAGAAAAAACAUCGUUUAGAUUAUUAAAAUAUUGAUAAUGUUAUAAUAAAAUGAAUUAUUAUUAUUAUUAUUAUUAUUAGGCGUCUCGUUUUCUCUUGAAUAUAAUCAUUUUUCGAUACUUGUCACAUAUAUUUACAGUCUUCUUCGUUAUCCCAUCCUUGUAUUUUGAUACAAAUUAUUAUCGCUUUUACUUAAUGGUACACACUAUAGAUGUAUAUUUUUAUUGAUAACAAUAAUUAAUUAAAUUUUGAAUUAUAAUUUAAUACUUUAAGAUAUGUAUAUUAUUCGUUUCCGUAAAAUGCAAUCGAUUGCGAUAUGUAAAAGAAAACUUGAGGUUCACGUAUAAUAAAUUGAUUGCAAAAAACGGACAAUUUGAAAAGAUAAUAAAGAUAAUCUCAAAUA
Apis mellifera (honey bee) is the source of this 3100-nucleotide messenger RNA. Its product is annotated as long-chain-fatty-acid--CoA ligase 6. Gene Ontology annotation, molecular function: long-chain fatty acid-CoA ligase activity. The coding region runs from base 846 to 2501 and encodes 551 amino acids. The transcript has 8 exons. Gene Ontology annotation, cellular component: membrane; endoplasmic reticulum. Gene Ontology annotation, biological process: long-chain fatty acid metabolic process. The record is from RefSeq and is a predicted model, not a curated record. NCBI's taxonomy places the organism in Eukaryota, Metazoa, Arthropoda, Insecta, Hymenoptera, Apidae.